This is a messenger RNA of Triticum dicoccoides, 906 nucleotides long. Its product is annotated as 50S ribosomal protein L2, chloroplastic-like. Bases 1 to 873 code for a protein of 290 amino acids. The record is from RefSeq and is a predicted model, not a curated record. Gene Ontology annotation, molecular function: transferase activity; structural constituent of ribosome; RNA binding. The transcript is spliced from 3 exons. Gene Ontology annotation, cellular component: ribosome; mitochondrial large ribosomal subunit. NCBI's taxonomy places the organism in Eukaryota, Viridiplantae, Streptophyta, Magnoliopsida, Poales, Poaceae. Gene Ontology annotation, biological process: mitochondrial translation.
AUGGCUGAAUGGUUAAAGCGCCCAACUCAUAAUUGGAGAAUACUUAAUAAUACGGCGAAACAUUUAUACAAAACACCUAUCCCGAGCACACGCAAGGGGACCGUAGACAGGCAAGUGAAAUCCAAUCCACGAAAUAAUUUGAUCCAUGGACGGCACCAUUGUGGUAAAGGUCGUAAUUCCAGAGUAAUCAUUACCGCAAGGCAUAGAGGGGGAGGUCAUAAGCGCCUAUACCGUAAAAUAGAUUUUCGACGGAAUCAAAAAGACAUAUCUGGUAGAAUAGUCACCAUAGAAUACGACCCUAAUCGAAAUGCAUACAUUUGUCUCAUACACUAUGGGGAUGGUGAGAAGAGAUAUAUUUUACAUCCCAGAGGGGCUAUAAUUGGAGAUACUAUUGUUUCUGGUACAAAAGUUCCUAUAUCAAUGGGAAAUGCCCUACCUUUGACCGAUAUGCCCUUAGGCACGGCCAUGCAUAACAUAGAAAUCACACGUGGAAGGGGUGGGCAAUUAGCUAGAGCAGCAGGUGCUGUAGCGAAAAUCAUUGCAAAAGAGGGUAAAUCGGCCACUUUAAGAUUACCAUCUGGGGAGGUCCGUUUAGUAUCCCAAAACUGCUUAGCAACAGUCGGACAAGUGGGUAAUGUUGGGGUGAACCAAAAAAGUUUGGGCAGAGCCGGAUCUAAGUGUUGGCUAGGUAAACGCCCCGUAGUAAGAGGGGUAGUUAUGAACCCUGUGGACCACCCCCAUGGGGGCGGUGAAGGGAAAGCUCCCAUUGGUAGAAAAAACCCCACAACCCAUUGGGGUUAUCCUGCGCUUGGAAGAAGAACUAGGAAAAGGAAAAAAUAUAGCGAUAGUUUUAUUCUUCGUUGCCGUAAGUAAAUACGUAACUAGGAAUAUGGAAAAUUGCAUUUU